This is a messenger RNA of Myotis davidii, 2781 nucleotides long. It is a transcript of the gene KCNA7, whose product is annotated as potassium voltage-gated channel subfamily A member 7. NCBI's taxonomy places the organism in Eukaryota, Metazoa, Chordata, Mammalia, Chiroptera, Vespertilionidae. Gene Ontology annotation, biological process: potassium ion transmembrane transport. The coding region runs from base 1 to 852 and encodes 283 amino acids. Gene Ontology annotation, cellular component: voltage-gated potassium channel complex; membrane. The transcript has 2 exons. Gene Ontology annotation, molecular function: delayed rectifier potassium channel activity. The record is from RefSeq and is a predicted model, not a curated record.
AUGGGCCCGUCCUAUCAGAAGGCAGGGUUAAGGCAGUUCCCCUCUCGCCUGAACGGCUCCAGCCCUGUGCCCGGACCCCCACCCCGCACACCCUUCGAUGACCCGUUCUUCGUGGUGGAGACUUUGUGCAUCUGCUGGUUCUCCUUCGAGCUGCUGGUGCGCCUGUUGGCCUGCCCGAGCAAGACGGCCUUCUUCAAGAACGUGAUGAACCUCAUUGAUUUUGUGGCCAUCCUGCCCUACUUUGUGGCGCUGGGCACCGAGCUGGCCCGGCAGCGGGGGGUGGGCCAGCCGGCCAUGUCCUUAGCCAUCCUGCGGGUCAUCCGGCUGGUACGCGUCUUCCGCAUCUUCAAGCUGUCUCGGCACUCGAAGGGCCUGCAGAUCCUGGGCCAGACGCUCCGGGCGUCCAUGCGCGAGCUCGGCCUCCUCAUCUUCUUCCUCUUCAUCGGCGUGGUCCUCUUCUCCAGCGCGGUCUACUUUGCCGAGGUCGACCGGGAAGACUCCUAUUUCACCAGCAUCCCUGAGUCCUUCUGGUGGGCCGUGGUCACCAUGACGACAGUCGGCUAUGGAGACAUGGCCCCCGUCACGGUGGGUGGCAAGAUCGUGGGCUCCCUCUGCGCCAUCGCGGGCGUGCUGACCAUCUCCCUGCCUGUGCCAGUCAUUGUCUCCAACUUCAGCUACUUUUACCACCGGGAGACAGAGGGCGAAGAGGCCGGAAUGUACAGCCAUGUGGACACGCAGCCCUGUGGCCCCCUGGAGGGCAAGGUCAAUGGGGGAUUGGUGGAUGGAGAGGUGCCUGAGCUGUCACCUCCACUCUGGCCCCCUCCUGGAAAACACAUGGUCACCGAAGUGUGAGGGACAGUUGAAGCCUACGAGACCCCACAUUUCCUCGGAGGGAGGGCGGGGAGGGGGGAGGGGAAGUCAUGGGGAGGGGUUGGGACUAGGAAGAACUAGGUUAAAUGGUAAUGCAUUGAAGAACACUAAGCCUUAUCGGUUCUUGAGUUGCGGUUUGGUACUCCAGUAGGUACCUCCUUAGGCAGCAAUGAACGGCAGUGGGCUACGCUGAGCUGAGGGGGAUGCUGCAUGGGUUUGUACUGCGCUGGUUUCUGUAAGGCUGUGGAGCCUCUCGGGCUAGUGUUGAGAUAGAUUUGUGAGGCCACAGAGUUUUGUGAGUUUCUUUGUUCUGUGUUGGGUUGGGUUGGGUUGUGAGUCUGGGUGAGCCUUGUCCAACCGCAUUGUGUGGGAUUCUGUGAGUUUAUGGGCCCCCCUAGGGCCAUGUUGGGUCAAGAUACGUGCCCACCCAGGGCAUCGUUGGGACUGGUUCCGCACAUCCAUGCAUGGUGGUGUGGGGUGGAGACGUGUUGGAAAUUGUGUGGCUUUGUGAUUCUUCUGGGGCUAUGUUAUUUUCGGUUCUGUGAACUUGUGAGUCAUGUAGAAGAGUCAAGUGAUAGAAUGUGAGCUUUCUAGGUCAUGUUAGGUUAAGUCGGGUUGGAGCGGACGACUGUAGGAGUCUCUCCGGGUUCUGUUGGGUUGAAUCGUGUAGAGUUGUGUGGCUGGAAGUGUUCAGGGCUCCACGGAGUUGAGCCACACUGAGUCGCAUAAUCAGGUGGGUCUCGUAGGACCAGGUCGUGGGGCCAUGCUGAGCUGAGUUAUAUUGACUGUGUCACUGUGAGUCUGGUGGGAGUGCUGGGUUGAGCCGGACUGUGUGUAUGAACUCCAUGGGGCCAUGUGGGUUUGUUUGGGAUUCGGUGGUAGCACCGGCACCCAAGGAUGCCAGCACUGAGGAGGAAUCACGCCUCAGGGAGGGAAUGGCGCUGUGGACUCUGGGAGACAACUGAACUGGACACUCCCCCCAUUCGCCCCACUCCUGCUUCAUUUUGCCAUUGAAAGCCCCUCACUAUCUGUCUUCGCCUACAGUUCUGCUUCCAGACAUCAGAACCACAAGGGGGGGGAGGUUCCCGUACUCUGUCCAUACAUGGUGGGGGGACAGGAACCCAGAGGAAGGGGGACAGAGACCUGGGGAAGGAUGGAGGCUCAGAAAAGAGAAUCCCAGAGAAGAGGAGAUGAGGACACAAAGGAGAGGAACAGAGACUCAGAGACAACGACCCAGAGGAAGGGGGAGGGACACAAUCCAAAGAAGAGGGAGACAGCGGCCAAGAAUGGGGGGAUGGAGACCCGCAGCGGGGUGUCAGGCGCCCAGAGAGAGAGAGAGGGACAGACACCCAGAGCUGGAGGCAGACCGGAGCACCCCAGAGACAGAACCAAAGAGGGAACAGGCAGUGGUGCCCCUGAGCCUGACAGAGAUGAGAAUCCCCAUCGGGGCACACCACCCCAUCUUCCCGCAGCCCAGGAAGGCCCUCAGACAAAGCAGGAAGCAGGGAGAGGCCAGUCUCAGCCCAGGAGAGCUUCCCAAGGUCAGGCGCCCGUCACUGUCCCUGGGGCCAGCCCGGUGGCAGGCGGCCUGGCCCCACGUGUCCUGUCAGCCUGCUGGGACGCACAGGACCUCCUGAGCCCAAACAGCCUCAUGAACAAGGAAAUUGAGGCUCAGAGGGGAGGGUGUUGCCCAAGGUCACGAGGCCGAACAUGUUUAGAGGUCUUUCCGUCUUAAAGGGCAUUUUGAGAUGGAGGAGGAAGAGGAGGAGGAGGAGGAGGAGGAGAAGGGAGAGGAGGAGGGGGGGCAGGGUUAAAUCACUAACACAUAUAGGGCUUCCUAUGCACCAGGUGUCAUUCAAUUUAUUAAAUCGAUGCCAUAUUAAUUUAUUAAAACCCAUCCAGUGGUUUGCA